Molecule: messenger RNA, 631 nt
Organism: Zophobas morio
Lineage: Eukaryota; Metazoa; Arthropoda; Insecta; Coleoptera; Tenebrionidae
Product: chymotrypsin BI-like
Exons: 5
Coding region: 147-575 (142 amino acids)
Biological process (GO): proteolysis
Molecular function (GO): serine-type endopeptidase activity
Source: RefSeq, a predicted model, not a curated record
GAUCUUAACUGCUGGCCAGUGUGUCGUUGAUGCCGUGCUUUUCACUAUCCGCUUAGGAACGAAUAAUUUGGACGAUCCUAACGCCUUGAGACUGGUUACAGAACAUUAUUUCUUGCACCCAGAUUACAACCCUGAUACUUUAGACAAUGACGUGGGUCUUAUCAAAUUCCGCGAGCCCAUUCAAUUAUUUGAGACCCGUAAACUAUAUGUCCAGUGCAAAUCUUACAGCCUAUGUUACUGUUCAAGCUUCGGGGUGGGGACAAACCAGUGAUGAGGACGCUGGAUUGGUCAAUGAACUCAACGCUGUUUUUUUGGUGACUCUCAGUAAUGAAGAGUGCAGACUCACUUUUGGGAAUCAAAUUACUGACAACAUGGUUUGUGCUAGUGGAAAUUACAAUGAAGGAAUUUGUACGGGUGAUAUUGGUGGACCAAUUGUCCAGAAUAUAUAUGGUAUGCAUUUUCAUGUAGGGAUUGCGAGCUUUUUAAGCGGAAGAGGUUGCGAAAGUACUGAUCCUUCAGGUUUUACAAGGACAUCACCUUAUAGAACAUGGAUUAGUAGUAUCAUGGGUUUCUAGUCUGUAUUAUUGAUUUCAUAAAUUAAGAUACGAAAUGUAAUACAAUAAUUUACCCA